Molecule: messenger RNA, 1803 nt
Organism: Desarmillaria tabescens
Lineage: Eukaryota; Fungi; Basidiomycota; Agaricomycetes; Agaricales; Physalacriaceae
Product: ferric reductase like transmembrane component-domain-containing protein
Exons: 7
Coding region: 1-1803 (600 amino acids)
Biological process (GO): copper ion import; intracellular iron ion homeostasis; iron ion transport
Cellular component (GO): plasma membrane
Molecular function (GO): ferric-chelate reductase activity
Source: RefSeq, a predicted model, not a curated record
AUGUCUUCGUCUGCUUCUGCUACAAACGCGACAGCCGCCACCAGCGCCGCUGCCAGUGGUGGUGCCGCUCAAGCUGCUGCUGCCGCAGGUCCAGAGGUCGACGAAGAGAAUCUCACGUACCACAUUGAGAUUUUUGUACUCGCCCUCAUCGCUCUCUUGUUCGUUUGUCGCCUCCCCCGGAUCCUUGCACGAUUUUCUCGUUGGUCAGAAUGGACCCAAGGGCCACUUCCUUCGCAACGUCUCCUUUAUGACCCGUUCCCCUCGCAUCACUCGCAUACCCUUUACACGCAUGCCACCAGCGUCAAGCGUAUCGAUGGUAAGGGAGAGCCAGCAGUCAUGAACUACCCUCCACACGUCAACUCGUGCCCUGCCAUUUUCCGCGGCCUUGCCUCCGAGCUGAGCACACGCAUCUUACCCGGUUACUCCGUUUCUCAAGUCAUUUGUGGUCUGGUCUACCUCUCCGUGUUCAUUUACCCCACUUUGUACAAGUCAAACCCAUUCUCGGAUCCCGUACGAGCAGGUUGGGUGGCGAUUGCGCAACUGCCAUUUAUCUUUGCGUUUGCGUCGAAGAACAAUGUCCUAGGGCCGUUUCUAGGGAUGGGCUAUGAAAAACUCAAUUUCAUGCAUAGAAUUGCGGGCUGGAUCAUGGUGAUUGCGGUCAAUGUCCACAGCAUGGGUUACAUCUACAAAUGGGUCAUCGCAGGGGACUUCCAAGAAUCUAUCGCGGAGCCUGCCAACUACUGGGGCCUUAUUGGGUUCAUCUGCUGCGAUAUCAUUUUCUUCUUCUCCACUGACUUCUGGAGGGCGAAGGCGUACAAUGUGUUCUUGGGGACACACACUGGAGGAUUCACUUUGCUACUCAUUGCUUCCUGGAUGCACAAAGACGCCAAUAAGCCCUACGUCUUGGCCGCUGUGGGAUUGUACUCGUUUGAUUUCCUGCUACGCUGUAUCAAAACGCGCAUUCAGACCGCCAUUGUCCGUCCCAUCCCCGAGCUUGGCCUCACGCGACUCGAGAUCCCGGGUAUCAACGCCGGAUGGCGUGCAGGUCAACACGUCCGGCUGCGCGUGAUGUCGUCAGGUAUGGGUAUCUUGGGAUGUGUGGAAGUGCAUCCCUUCACUAUCGCCAGUGCAAGCAAUGGUCCCGAGGGAAUGAUCUUGAUGGUCAAGAAAGUUGGUGGAUGGUCGAACAAUCUCUACAAUAUUGCGAAAGUGGGCGGAUAUGUUGAAUCUGGUCGCGGAAGGAACUUGAAGGUCAUGGUCGAGGGUCCUUAUGGUGGUCCGGGACACACUAUUCCAGCAAGCUUUUCGGCCUCAGUGUUCGUAGUUGGUGGUAGCGGUAUCACCUACGCCAUCGCUGGUAUGCAGGAGCUUAUUCAAAAAGACCUCGACGGCGAGAGUCGGGUUAAAGUCAUUGAGUUGAUUUGGGUCGUUCAGGAUCCAGCGUCACUUGUUCCGUUAGUCCCAACAUUCACCUCCAUGAUCCAACAGAGCGUUUUCACCCCCGUCAGGAUAUCGGUCUUCUACACGCGUGCGGUCAUCGGCAAGUUCCCCUUCCGCAAGGAUUUCUUCUUCCCUGGCUUGUCUUUGAGCCCUGGUAGGCCGAAGCUCGCCACCAUGUUCGAGGGGGCGAUUUCAAAAACCGUUCAGCUCGGUGCCGGUGUGAAAGAUGAGCAAGGACACUCAGGGAUGUUGGUAUCUGUUUGUGGUCCGACUUCGCUGGCAGACGAUGUUGCCAAAGAAGUUGGAAAGAUCGACCCUUUGAGGAGAGAUCAAGUUGGUGGUGUAGAAAUCCAUGAGGAGUGA